ACGGCGCCCGCCGCCUCCACCAUCCAAAAACUCAAAAGUCGCGCAUCACGCGAGAGCGACAGGGAAGAUUCGUCGAUAUUCGGUUCGUGAUUGACGUGCAUCGCUUCCAAACGAAUCAUAUCUGCCCAGCUCUCGGCAAGAUGCGCUCGUGGCAUCUCAGCGCCUCCGUGCCGGCUCUGAUGCUUGCCGUCUUCGGCCCUGUCCAAGAGGGGAGUGCGUGGCGCAAUGGUUUGGCCAAGACUCCGCCAAUGGGUUGGCUCUCGUGGGAACGCUUCCUCUGCGAGGUCGAUUGUAAGAAGUAUCCCGACUCAUGUAUAAGCGAAAAGUUGUACACCCAAAUGGCCGACGUGAUGACGGAGGAAGGUUACCGAGACGCGGGUUACGAGUACGUCAAUAUCGACGAUUGCUGGAUGUCUUCACAGAGAGAUUUCGACGGAACGCUCCAGGCGAAUUACUCACGUUUCCCGCAUGGCAUCAAAUGGCUGGCAGACUAUAUGCACGCCCGCGGCCUCAAAAUGGGAAUCUACCAAGAUUGUGGCACCAAGACCUGCGGCGGUUACCCUGGAAGCGAAGGAUUUUUCAAGAAGGACGCGAACACGUACGCUGCGUGGGGGGUGGACAUGCUGAAGCUCGACGGUUGCUACGCGGAUCCGAACAAAAUGGACGAGAUCUACCCUCAAAUGACACAAGCACUGCACGAUUCGGGUCGGUCGAUGGUGUACUCCUGCUCUUGGCCAGCUUACCAAUUCGACAAACGGAAGCCAGAUUACAAUAGCAUCUCGAAACACUGCAACCUGUGGCGUAAUUUCGACGAUAUCGCUGAUUCUUGGCAAAGCGUCACGAAAAUAAUGGACUACUACGCCAAAGUCCAGGACGAUCUGAUCCCCUACAGUGGUCCCGGCGCUUGGAGCGACCCCGACAUGCUCAUCAUCGGUGACUUCGGUCUGAGCAUCGAUCAAGCUAAAACUCAGAUGGCGAUCUGGUCGAUCUUGGCUGCGCCACUUUUCAUGUCCGCAGAUCUUCGAAAAAUGGAUCCCAAAUUCAAGGAUAUUCUCCUCAACAGGGACGUGAUCGCUGUAGAUCAGGACGAAUAUGGCCGAAUGGGUCGACGAAUCUUCAACGACAAAUCUAUUCAAAUCUGGAUCCGUCCCGUCGGACCGAGGGCUUCUGAUGGCUCAAUGUCGGCUGCCCUGGCAAUACACAACAGGAAUGACAUGGGUGGUGCGAGGCUUGUCAACAUAUCCCUCAGUUCGAUUGGAUUGAACUUCGAGCGUGGCUACAAUUUCACUGAUCUCUACGACAAGACGAUCGUUAAUAAAACCAUGACCCCUGACGACUACUUGGCGGUGCGCGUGAACCCGAGUGGUGUGGUGUUGCUCAAAGCGACGGUCAAUGAAGCGGCACAAUCAACGCCGGCGCCAAAGAACGUACGUAAUCGCUCGAGGAAAGGAGAUCGUCACUCGAAUUCCGGAAGUCAAGGCUAUCAAAUGUCGCAAACGGAAGGUGGUCCUGAAAUACACACAGAAGAUCCUCCGAGUCGAGAGACCCUCAGCGAAUCGGGAGGACAUCCAUCCGGACGGGAAACCGAGUGAAACUGACGAUACCGUAUAUUCCCUAUGCCGGAUCAUUUUCUUACGAUCGUGGUCCAUAGAAUCCUCCGAAUAAAUGCAUGUCGA
Galendromus occidentalis (western predatory mite) is the source of this 1676-nucleotide messenger RNA. Its product is annotated as alpha-N-acetylgalactosaminidase. Lineage: Eukaryota; Metazoa; Arthropoda; Arachnida; Mesostigmata; Phytoseiidae. The coding region runs from base 141 to 1592 and encodes 483 amino acids. The record is from RefSeq and is a predicted model, not a curated record. Gene Ontology annotation, molecular function: alpha-galactosidase activity. The transcript is spliced from 8 exons. Gene Ontology annotation, cellular component: cytoplasm. Gene Ontology annotation, biological process: glycoside catabolic process; oligosaccharide metabolic process.